Ictalurus furcatus (blue catfish) is the source of this 8492-nucleotide messenger RNA. RefSeq lists its product as uncharacterized. The transcript has a single exon. The record is from RefSeq and is a predicted model, not a curated record. Lineage: Eukaryota; Metazoa; Chordata; Actinopteri; Siluriformes; Ictaluridae. Bases 4043 to 5158 code for a protein of 371 amino acids.
UUCUUGUUUUCCGUUUCAGUUACAGAACUGCUGACUGCUUGCUAGGGCUUUGUCAGGAAUGUGGAGGUAAUAGUUAUUUAUAUAUAUGCCGGUGCUUAGAGCUCUAAUAGUUGCUGUUUGUUGGCCAGCAAUGUCCUCUUUUCUCAGUGAGAGCUGCAGGGGUGUGUUGGCAAUAAAAAGCAGAGUACGAAGGGCUCAAUUAGGAGAGAGUGAGAGAGACAGAGAGAGAGAGAGAGAGAGAGAGAGAGCGCGUCAGUGCAGGAAGAAUUCUGUUUAUGAACUUAAUCAUUUGCUCCCUGGACACAGUGUGGAUGAGAGGAUAGAGCAGGAUGGGACAGUAUAUGGCUGAUCGUGUGUCUGUCUGCAUCUGUUGGCAUGUGUUGUGUUGUGUCUGUCUGUUUCUCUUUCUUUGUCUGUCUGUCUGUGUAAGAAUGUGACUGUCUGUCUGUCUCUGUUUCUGUAAGUGUGUGUGUAGUUAUUAGAAAUGAUGAGUGUGGGUCACAUCUACACGUCGGUCGUUGUUUGUUACAAAAGCACUCACUUGGUCCCGAUUCAACAGAAAUGAGUUACUUAUUUACAUCUUUUGACACUAGGAGCAGUGACACACUGAAAGAGGGAGAACGUAGGACAUUAAUACCGUUCCCUAGCUCCUUUGUGUAAUCCACAACCUUAACCAUAAAAAAAAAGAAUUAUCUGUGCGUCUAAUGAUUGGAUUCAUUCGUUGUUUUCUGUAUGCUGCAUUAGAUUUAGAUUAUGUGCUAAUCAUGUGAUUUUAAGGAAAGGGCUGCUUUUUCAAGCAGGAUCCACUAGAGGGCGCUGUGGAUCUCAAAGGCGGGAUGAUGUCACAAGGUGACAUAGGGAGCCGGUUGCUAUGGAGACUGUGUUUUAUGUGACUCUGCAGACAUGAUGCAGCAGAGGGGGGAGGGGAGGAGGAUAUUAGAAGGAGGGAUGAAAGGCAAGUCCCUGGGCAUGAUGGGAACGAGCAGUGAUACGGGGGAUGGUGGGCGAUUCUGAACGACUGUGCGACUCGGCGUGAUAAAGUUUUCCGAGAUGAACCGUGUGAAGGAAGAGCCGGGUGUGUCAAAACACAACCCUUUUAUUAGUCUGCUUGCCUGUUGGAUAUGCAUCAAAACUGCACAUUAACACGGUCAGUUGUUUAUUCAUAAGAUCCAGUACCAUCAUCUGACAGCAUCACUGCUAUCACCUAAAAUGAACAUCCUUCUAUUUGCCACAAAGCCUGUAGGUAAUCUGCACUGCCACAGGAGGCUGAUCAUCCUGUCUCGCUCACUCAAAUUGGGACAUGUCCCCUGGAAACUACCGCUGCAAUUUAGGCUAACUCUGGACUGAAUUGUCCUCAGUAUGUCCUCGUCUUGCCCUUGUGUAUUUUCCUCUCAGUUUUGGAGUUGCUAAUGUUUGUAAUGGAGGAUUUUGUCUACAGCUGCGUUGCCGUGAGUGCAGCUCUCCCAAAGGAGCGGUUUACAUUAGGUGGCUGAUGGUGUGCUGAAAGGCUCAGGAAGAAAACUGUCUACUCAAACCAGGAUAAUGACACUGCAAGACGGUCAAUCAUCAGUUGGCUCCCAGCAGGGCUGAAUGCUGAGGAACUUCCCUUCCCGUUGCUAAAACGUUGAUGACAUGAUCUCAUCUGUGUACCACGUGAGAGGCAUGAAUUUUCCCUGAGUGCGAGGGUGGUAGGAUGGCAUUGAAAUAAAUGCCUGCUCACAUUGCUAAUUUAGUCUACAGUUGUAGAUACUCGUUAAUUCAUCAAUCAUGCCACUACGUCGAUGUCUUGAAUUAGACUGCGUUUCUGCAUGAUGUUAACCAUACCACUGCAUAGGGGGUUAAUGCUAUCUUUGCGUUCAUUGAUGAGCAAGUGAUCUUCCAAAUUACUCGACAGCUGACAAGCCUACUUGUAUUUUUUUUUUUUUUCUCCACGACUUCCUGUUUCCUUAUUCCACUUUAUUUGGCCAUAUUAAAAAUGGGCUUCUCAGCUCCUUUGCAAUGUCUGCAUUAGAAAGAGUUUUUAAAAUUUAUUUAUUUACAUUUACAAUAUUUCCUUUUCAGAGUCUGCUAACUAUUAAGGCUUUCUUGUUGCCUUAUUUAUUCAUUUUCAUGUGGGUCUGUGUGUGUGUGUGUGUGUGCACAUGCAAAGCUCUGACCUCGCAACAGCGAGAACAAGUGAGAAAGCAAGAGAGAGGGAGGGACGAGGAAGCAGAUAGGAAGAGAGCGAGAGAGAGAAUAGAGGGAGGGUGGGAGCUACAGCAGCAGCAGUGUGUUGUGCGAGGCUGCAGCAGACUGGAGAUAAGACUUCUGUUUGCCGGCAAGGGAGAGAGCGCUGCCAAGUUACCCAGCGACAGAGCGAGGAGGCAGGCAGCACGCUGCUACUGGAGCCCCUGGCUUUCUCUUCAUCUCAGGCCUUUUUGGAUCACCAGUGAGACACAUUCUUGGGAUCACAGGAUUACCUAACCCAGCAGGCACACACUGCCUCUCUUACACUUAGAGAAACCUAUGUAAUCUGAUUCAGUCGGAGAACCAGAUCAAUCAGAUCCAUCGUGUACUGCUUGAGCGAUGGAGCUCUCACUGCUUUCUCUCUGACCGGAACAUCUGCAGUUGUCUACGGUCAUCACAUAUAUCCAAGAACUGGAUAGAUUCCCUGGUGUUCCCCUGCACGGCACUUCGUCCAGAACGGGUUGAGGUGGCGAGUACAGCUGCUCUAAUUAGAUUCCUCAGUCAGUGAGGCCAACGGCACAAGGGAGUGGCAAUCUGCCUGCGGAGGAGAACAUCUUCAAUGGAGAGACAAAGAGGAGACGGGUGCCCCAAACUUAAGUCGACAGAUAGCAUAAGGUGUUUCAUGGGAUUAGUCAUGGCCACAGUUACCAACGUUGGUGGAUAGUGAGUUGUGUGUAUACCUUUUGGUGUUUUUGUGUGUGCAGUGCAUGCAUAAUUGUGUAGUCUCUUGACUCAUAACACUCGCUGCCCUCUUUAUUGACAUAAAUGUCUUCUCUCGGUGCAUGUGACAUCAGUUACCGUGGCAGUGGAGGCAAGACACACUGUUUUCCCUCCUCCCCUUGCUACUCUUUAAUGUCUGGAGACUGUUCUAAUGUUGCACGCCUUUGGAGCCUCAUACAUACACACAAGGGACUCUGGGAAUUAAAAUGCUGUGCUGUCAUUGGCUGUGAAUGACAGAUCAUCAGAAUUUAAAGUCUUCGCUAACUCAUCCUUUCUGCCGACUACCAGCCGAUCUGUGACCUAGUGUGAUGCUACCUAAACAAUUUGAUGUUGGAGUGCUAUUACAACUGCUAUAACAGAUACUAUUGUUACAACAGUCCACAAGUAGGACUAUCAGUAAUAGUUGCUAGUGGACUCUGGAACAGAAGAGCACUUUUAUUACUCCCUGGACAUCUCAAAAUUCAUACCGGUUUGUGUUUAUUGGAAAGUAAACAAUGGGACACUUUUACCAAGCUGGCGGUCAGGUGUCCUGACUCAGUCUUAGUAACUGUAUGUGUGCUCACUCAUGAGAGAUAGCUUGUGUGUAUGUCUGCACUGCAACGCUUGCCUUGUUCUUACUGAGGAAUAUCAGCAGGAGAAUGUUGAGUGUGUGAGGCAAGAUUGUUGUGCAGGAAUUCCUGCUGUUCAUCACAGGAAGAGCUUAUGAAAUGGUCUAGAAGGACUUUGAAUUUCCUCUGAAAAAAGCACUGCAUCUAAUCUGCAAGGACAAUGGGAUUAAGACUAAAAAGACAUACUGGUGGACCAGAGUAUUUCAUAAGGAGAGGGGCUAGCAUUUUGUGCUGGUAUCUUUGAGACUCGCAAAGAUGCCAGAGUGAUGUUGGUGGGUGAGGGUUAACCAUAAGGGUUGAUGUAUGAGGGUUGACCACAGCAUUACCUGUCUUCUGAACAUGAACAGGUGGAGCAGCUGCAGGUGUGCACAACUGACCUCCAGAGGUUCAACAUAAAGCAUCUUACAAGAUCUUAUUUUCAUACGUCUAACAGAGAUUUUUUUGUUCCUGGUUACGGUUGUAUCUCAAUUUUUUGUACUCUGCUGGAAAUGGGGAACUCUCUUGGUUGUGUAAAGCAGCCUAGAGAAACAGGACCAGGUGGCGCCCCUCCUCUGUCACCUAAGAGGAAACUCCGCUUUAGGCGAAAGCGCAAAGGGAAAAAGGCACAGAAAGGUGUUGAAGCAGGGGCUGAUAAGAAGGAUGAAUUUGGAAUGGUUAGCCUUACAGGAGAGGCCGUAGUAGGUACCACAGAUGAUGCGUCAAACAAACUAGGAUCUAGCAAAACAGUGACUGAAACGCCUACCCAGGUGGUCCUAGUUCCUGGUGUAGCACCGAUCUUGGGCAGCACAGGGACAUUACGAGGGAGCAGGGUGGCAAUUCUAUCUCCUGCUCCUAGCCCAGCAUGGAUGGGAGCAUUCCAUCAAGGGUCUGAGCAAAAGCUGAUUGAGCAAUCCCAAACUAAGGCAAACCUGGGCAGCAUGACACCUGGAGGAGGUAGAGUCUGCCGGGUUCAAGGCCGGGUUCAGGGUAUUCUUGAGAGACCCUGUAUUUUAAGUGCCAAAAGUGGGGAACUAGAGCCAGAGGACAAAGAUAAAAGUAGGCCAUGCGAAUUCUUGGUUGAUGAUGCCUCAGAAAUGGACCAGAAGGGAAUAGUUCACAUUCGUGAAGUUGAUGGCAGGCUCUGUGUAGUCCGAACUGUCUACCCAAGAGAUUACGGAUCACCUUUGUGGCACGACCGAAGAGUGGAAGUGCACUCAGAGCCACCUGUAGCGUCUCCUGUUAUUAGUGGCAUUCAGAAAGUACAGGUGCUGGAAGGAGAGAGACGACCAUCCACAGAUGCUGGUAUCAGCAAUCCAACAAUUGCUGUUGGUCAACCAGAGAAAGGAUUCUUGUUGGACAGUCGUACUCGGGGUCCAGAAGGUUCUGGUCCCUUGCAGGAUCCCCAGUCUUCAGGUUAUGCCAGUGAUGUGCCUAUUACUUCUCCAGACGUAGCCGGUACUACUCAGACAGAUUGGGGAAGUUCUUCUGAAGUGCUGAAUACUUCAAUAUUGGAAAGUCCCAUCUCCCCACCAGAGAAACCAACACAACCCCCCUCUCAGGUCAGACACACUUGUAAAUUCCUCUGCCUUUCUUGGGUAGUGCUGAUCAUAGUCGACAAUAUAUAGACAAUUUUAAAUUGAAACAAGUUUUCUUUCGUGAACAGCACAUUUUAUGUGUUAAUUGUCCUCGUCUGCCUGAAUUCCCAGACUCAGAACUGUAUGUUACUUACUGUGCAUAUCAUGAAGCAGACAUCUCCACCUCCUUCCUGACCACUUCCCAUGAGCCUAAUCAUCACUGAACAACAUAGGUUUUUCCUUUUCAACCGUAUUUUUUUUUCUCUUUUGCUCUUUUCCCCCCCUCUCUGUCCUCGAAACAAAAGGUUGACAGUCUGGUUCUAUCUCUACAGAUGUGGACAAAUCAUAAAUAUGUUAGCUAGCCCACCAGGUAGUAAAAGUACCAGUGUAGCUGGUUGCCUGGAAACCUAAAUGACUAGGCUAAGGAGUGGUAGGUAUUGUAAUGUUUUCACUCGUGGCGCUCUAGUUUGCUAGUUAAGUGUAUUAAAGGUCCAUUAUUCAAAAGUAUCAACGAUCAACCAUGUGUGCUAAUCUAGCCGACUAGUAAAAAUGCCAUCAACCAUGUCACGCCUUGGUUGUAUAGUACAGCAAACCGUGGGAUCUGGAGAGUGUAUGGUAUUGUUACACCUUAGGUAUAGUUACGCCACAGAGUACAUUAAGUUAAAACAUGGCCUACCUACAUAGCUUACCAAAUGAGAACCUUGGUUUUGUGGAAGGGGUAGUUUUUUUUUGUUUUUUUUUUCUUUUCUGGUUGUUAAACUGUUGUAUUUGCUAGGCAACAAUAAAUAAUAAUAAACUAUUAUCCCUAACACAAAACCUGUUAGUCCCAUGCUACUGAUCUGGCCACCCAGGCUCUAGUGUGAGCAUUGAUAUAUCAUCAGUUGCUUUAUAUGCAGUCUUUUUUUCUUCUCUUCAGUUCAGUGACGCAGGUUUACGCAUAGUGCAUGUGACACAUUCUUCUCUCUUUAUCAGGAGCACUCAGGAGGAGAAAUUAGGGCUUUUGUUACAGCUGGAUUGACAGUGUGCUAAUAGCCUACUGUUUAUCAGAUGACUGCUCCUUAACCAUUUCUUCGGUAGUAAUAAACUAGCAUUACGUGAUCAUUUUCAUGGCAUCCCACCUGCCAGAUGGAAUCAUAUAGCUCUUUUUGGACAUCAGUGCGUGAAUAGAAGCUCAAACACAUACUCUUGACUGCUUUGCUUUGACGCCAACAGUGCGUAUGAGAGGAGCAGAUCAGUACACCACAUUCUAAAGCUGGAUUAAUCAGGACAACUGCACGCAGGCCUUCUCAGGGGAACUAGACUAUUUUCAUUUUUGCCUGACUCCAUGUCUCUUUUUUGACAUUGUUAAUUUCUCCUGUUGGGUCCAGUGUCUCCUAGUAUACGUCCUCUCUCAGCCCACUCGACAAAUGUUAUAUCGAUUUUGUCCAUCGGCCAUCAGGUUUUUCUUUUUUUCUUUUAGCUGUCUCAAAACCUCUAACGUUAUGAACGAAGAUGCACAGAGGAUCUUGCUUCCUUUCGCUCGGCUGCAUAAUCAUAUGUACCUGGCUUAGUGUGAACGAUAUGAUGCAAGCGUAGUGGAGGCUGCUAGAAGCAGCUUUUCUCACACUGAUCGCUGACACUGUUAAUGCUAAUCUUAAGCUUUAGCCUCACUGCCUCACACACACAGCUAUAGUUUCAGCGAUCACACACACUAUAUGCAAGUUAAUUUGAAGGAUACCCAAUGUUGUUGUUUUUUCAACCUAAGUUCUAUCUACUGUAUCUGUAGUGUAUGUGGUUACCACAGAGGAUCAUUUUAGCACAUUUGCCCAUUCUGCGAAAACCGAGAACCUGUUUACUUAAAACUUGCUUACAGGUUGGGACACAUGUGUAUACACAUAGUAGCUCUUUUUCCUUUUUCCCCUGAAGUUUUGCUUUUUUGCCCUCUUUCUCCAUCCCUCAUUAUUCAUCCUCGCGCAUACCACCCAGAGUCUUCUGUCAGUCUUGACACUUGUACUAGAGGUUGGUUAUGCAAUGUUCUCUAAUGUCAGCAGUGCUGACAUGCAGAUACAACAUUAGCUGCUUUACCUGUACUCUUUAUUUCCUCUGAUCAGUUUCCCUAAGGUUUUGUGGUAUCUGUAAUAUAUGAUCCGGCCAAAACUGAAGCACUUACAUGUGCUAUCUUUGAAAGGACCGAUUAUAUACAUUUUCAGAAGGUUAAUACACAGUGAAGCCUGACUGGUAAUGUCAAAGAAGGAACGGCAAAGAGUGAGGCAAAAAAUGAAAUGGCUUUCGUGAAUUCUUCAAAGAUAUCGACUUAAGAGCUGGAAUUGCUUGAUACUGUAUUGAAGUACACAAACCUUUUUUAACAUGGACUCCUACCAAAGGUUUCAUUCUACAAUACCUUUAUUGUUGGAGCCUAACAAUGAAUUUGUAUUAUAUGGUAGAAAGUUUUAAAGGAUUCUUGGCAGAAUUCAACAGAUGCCCUUAGUCUUCCUUUAUACUUGACCAGUUCAAUUUAUUUUCAUAUAUUUUUUGGUACUGGAAAUACACAUUUUUGUCUCUAGAAACUGCUUAUAUGUUACAGAUGCAGUGAAUAGAGAUCGGGUUCAAAACAAUUCUGGUGUAUUCUUUAAGAUUGCUCGAUUCAUCUGUAUAGAUCUCUGUAUGGAAAAUAAAAUAAUUUUAUUUUGUGUAAUCCAUCAAAAUAUCUUAAUGGGGAGUUAGUUGUUAGCCUGUGGCGUACUGUGUGAGUGAAUAGAUGGCCUGAGUUCAACAGCAGUAUUCUGUCUUUACUUUGUAAGGUCCACUCACUGGUCCAGCGACGGUACCCAAUGACAUGGUAGACGGAUUCCCGCGUGUUUGUCUUUUCGAAGUGAUGUGAAUAUGUUUUUAAAUGCAUUCUGUUUGAUUGUCUCUUAAAUGAAAUCCGACUCCAGUUGUAAAAAUAUCAAUGCUGUAUUUAUUUCCUAGUUAUUUGUAGAUCACGGGUUUUUAAAUACUUUUACAUUCGAUUAAUUCUACUUAACUCCAUACUUUAGCUUGCGCUCGUUCGUUCGGAUUCCAUGUCGCUCAGAGUCUCGCGCCGGCCGUGUACGCGGAGCUCACCGUCACAAACUCACUAGUCUCCGUCAUUAGACGGAGGUAGUUGACUAAUACUGUUUAGAUGGCUGCCCAUGCUUGCCCUUUUAUCUAAAAAGUACUUUUAGUCCCCUUAGAUAGUACCACUUAAUUAUAGUAGCAUUAUUUCUAGUCAGAGGUCAUGAGUGCUAAGAUUUACAGAGAUAGACCAACAUUACCCAAGUUAAACAUAGCUUUAUAUGAUCAUGCCAUCGUUCCCUAUGUACACGUAACUAGAAAAAUAUUACAAUAACCAGAGGUUUAGACUUCACCCUAUUUAGGUCGGUCA